Molecule: messenger RNA, 855 nt
Organism: Leishmania braziliensis MHOM/BR/75/M2904
Lineage: Eukaryota; Euglenozoa; Kinetoplastea; Trypanosomatida; Trypanosomatidae
Exons: 1
Coding region: 1-855 (284 amino acids)
Source: RefSeq, a predicted model, not a curated record
AUGUUCCGCGUGACCAACUGCAAGGCCGUCGGCGCGAGCAAGGGCCUGCUGGCCUCCGCCGGCAGCACCACGGUCAGCGGCAAGUCCGUCUACCUUGUCUCCGACAGCUCCGUCAAGUCCACCGCCUUGUUCUCCUCCCUGAGCGGCAUCGAGGACUCCAGCGAGCCGUACUCCUUUACCGUGUCUGGCGGCUCGACCGUGUCCUUCCUCAACCUGGAGGCGCCCUCCACCGGUUUUACCAACCAGGACACCCUCAGCCCCUCGGCAGACUCGCAAGUCAUCGGCGGCGGCUGCGUCAUCAAGGGCGUGGCGCUCAACACCGCCGAAGUGUACAAGAGCAACGGUCUCGCGGUGACGACCGUCGUCAACCGCCAGGGCGCAAGCGGCGGGACCUGCGCCAACGCCAAGUGUAUCCCCGGCAACACCGGAGCAGGCGCCGCCGUCUCCGGCACCGACCCCUGCACCUGCCAGUGCUCCUCCAUGGACUACAACCCGCCCUCCUGCUCGACCAUCGUCGACCCCACGCAGAACUACAACCCCACGGACGUGUGCGUCGUGCCCAACUGCCUCACCUGCGACCGCCUCAGCCCCUCCACACGCUGCACGCAGUGCGCCACGGGCUACAUCCUCACCAGCGACCAGCGGUGCAUCCUCCCCACCACCAGACCACCCGACUGCAACGUCCCUUACUGCACCCAGUGCGUCACCGGCAGCGGUUCCCGCUGCAGCACGUGCCGCUACGGCUACACCUCGGUCAACGGUGCCUGCAUCGCCAACGCCAACGCCGCCGCCGGCGCGCACACCGUCGCCCUCGCCGCGGUCGUCUGCGUCGCCGCCGCCCUGUACGCCCUUUAG